AAGUAGAAAAUGGGUGAUGUCCGAACGUUCAGACACCAAGCCUCCACGUUGGACCUCGGACCACUAUACUUUUCUUCAUCGCCAUUAAUCAUAUGACUUUGUGCGCAUAAAUAUCAGAGAACACAUCUGCAUGCAUGGACAAAUAAAAGCUUGGAACAGACAUGACUGGACACGCCUAGACACUACCCGCAACCAAAUUUUUGACAAGGUAUAUUAAUAUCACGAGGAUACAUCCGCAAACAAAUUAAGGGUCAAAUUAGCCCAAGAUGAAUUGAAGAUGCUAUUUUUUUUGCAGGAAAAUGGAAGAUGCUAUUAAUCACACAUCUUUCAACAGCCACGCCCUACAAAAAAAAUGGCCGGAAUCUCACGGAAUCUUCCAACAAGUUUAACCGCUAGAUUUUAUUACAGCGAGCUGGGGACCAGCAAGACUAGAAUUCCCAUAUCAUCUCCACGCAAUCCUCAGGACCUCUCCCCUUCUCUUGUCCCGCAGUCGAAUGCACCAUGGUAGUAGAGCAGCUUGAGAGUCGGCGCAUAGGACCUUCCAUUGAUGCAAACGUGUACUAAGCUUGGCAAGGACGCGGUUUACAUUUUUCCAUUUGCGCCACUGGAAACAGAAAUCAUUUCUUUGUUUCCAUAUACUCCACCACAAGGAGGCAGCAAGUCGCCGGCCAAAUUCUGACACUGGAGAGGGGAGGCCGCGGGUGUGUGGAGGCGGUGCAGGUUCCAUUGUCGGGACGGCUGGUGGCGACAAGCGGGAGUGAAGGCGGAAGGAGCAGUCGGCGUUCAUGAGAAAGGAGAAGCAAAAAAAUUCCUUCGAAGUGGCAACGGAGCACUAGAAAUAAGAGAGUUGGCCGGGCUGUUUUUAAAGGAUCUACUAGAGAUGGUCUAAAUCAAGUCAUAACCAGUUAACCAAGAACCUUCUGUUUUGAUGCUUAUAUGUUUUAUAUUUCGCAGGUAGCAAUGGCGUCAACGCGUCCCAAACGACCCAGAAACCCCGCCGUGCUUCUACUAUUGGCAUUGCUGCAGCUCUCUUUGCGUGCUAGCAAAAUCAAUUGUGCAACUCUCCAUGACAACAACACCGACGCGCUCUGGCUCCAAGCUUUCAGGCAUGGGAUCAAAUCUGAUCCAUCCGGAUGGUUCAGCUCCUGGAACUCCAGCGCCAACCACUGUCUGUGGCCAGGAGUGAGAUGCAGUCGUAAGCAUCCAGGGCGCGUGGUGGCGCUUCAACUCUUUGGCCUAAACCUGACUGGCCGAAUCGGCUCCUCCAUUGGGAACCUUACGUUCCUCAGAACCCUGAACCUGUCCACAAACGGCUUCUCUGGCCGAUUACCUCCUCUGAACCAUCUGCAAAAGCUUCAAGUCUUUGACCUGAGCAGGAACCGGUUGCAUGAUAAUAUCCCAUAUGCAAUUGCCAACUGCUCCAGCUUAAGGGAAAUAGACCUCAGUAGGAACAUCCUAGUAGGCAAAAUUCCUCCAAAAGUAGCCCUCCUCUCCAAUCUCUCACUUUUGCGACUUUCCCGGAAUAAUCUCACCGGGACCAUCCCGCCAAGGCUCGGCAACAUCACUAGCAUGCGAAGACUUGCCCUUGCGUACAAUAAACUAACUGGAAGUAUUCCUGAUGAGCUUGGGAAACUGACAAAUAUUUGGUACCUGGCCCUAGGAGGAAAUAGGUUGUCAGGUGGAUUCCCAGGGUGUCUCUUCAACCUUUCUAAUUCCCUUCAAUACUUGAGCUUGGAGUUUAAUAUGCUAAGCAAGGAACUGCCUCCUAACAUAGGAGACGACCUACCAAAUCUCCAACUGCUUCUUUUGAAUGACAACAUAUUUGAAGGUCAAAUUCCGGCUUCACUAGGCAAUGCUAGAUGGCUGCAAAUUUUACAAUUAGGAAAUAACAAUUUAACAGGUACGAUUGGAGAAUGGAUUGGGAAGCUUACACGGUUACAGUAUCUUAGCCUCCAAGCGAACAGAUUCACUAAGACAUUGCCAUCAUCCCUUGGUCAGCUUACUCAACUGGACACGCUCAAUCUAGGAAACAAUAAAUUUGAAGGCCCUAUACCACCCGCCUUAGGUAACUUGCAACUACUCUCAUAUUUAGACCUUAGCCAGAACAAUCUUGAGGGCAACAUACCUAUUCAGCUUGGCAGCCUUACAUCACUUUACAAACUAGAUCUUUCGUCAAACAAGCUUACUGGGAAAUUUUCCUAAUACUCUGUCCAAAUAUCAGGACAUACACAAAACCUUGCAAUUGGCCAAAAACUUUGAGUACAAUCUGGGAGGAGAAUCAGUCGUCAGAACAAAUUGCUAGAUGUAAACAUGUGUAGAAACAGCAAGCUUGACAUGUAAUUUGUAUACACUCUAAGAUUGUUAUUGUUAUUGUACCAUUUCAUUUCGUUUGAGAGUAGUCUCAUAAGCAACACACAAUUAAGAAGCUGAGUGAGCUAGUGAGCUUGAUUAGCCACACUGGUUACUAGUUGGCCGUCUCUGCUCCUGCAGAAGCAGGGGGUUUAGGAGCUGCCAAUGAGUAAGAGCACAGCUGCAGCACGGGGAUCUGGUCAACGGCGAGCGUGGUCGGCGGGGAAAGGGCAAGAGCCGGCGUCGGUGCCCUGCAGCGGCACGCAUGGCGCCCGGCUGACGUCGGCCGACGCUCCCUCGAUGUCGAUGCAAUUCCACGACACCUUCCUCUCCUUGGUCAGCUCGGCGAUUACGUUGCCAUGCAGAUCCCCUUGAAGGGCACGCCCAGCUGGAUGCCCUGCAUCCUCGCCGCCUCCUUCCGGCCACCACGUCCUGGUAGCUGAUGUUCUUCAACACCGUCAUCGGGCCGGGUACGAGUUGUAGUCGCCGGUCAUCCAGAAGACGCGCUUCAAGCCGUCAAGCCUUGAUCAGCAUCUGACAUGUCCCACACGUACACGCCGUGCUCCACCGUCUUCUUGAUCAGCAUCGACGUGCCCACAGCCGCGUUGUCCUCGGCGCACACGCCCACGUCCUUGUAUACUUGUAUACUCUAUCAUUGUAUAGUUGUAUUUAGAGGGGUCACUUUGAGCAUAUAAGUAUGCGUGUACCCUAGAUGUAACCGGACCAAGAUCAGAGAAAAGCAAUAAAGAAAAGGUCAGGCUCGACUUGACUGUGGCUGGCUA
Messenger RNA from Hordeum vulgare subsp. vulgare (domesticated barley), 3131 nucleotides. Its product is annotated as putative receptor-like protein kinase At3g47110. The record is from RefSeq and is a predicted model, not a curated record. Bases 937 to 2202 code for a protein of 421 amino acids. Gene Ontology annotation, molecular function: protein binding. The transcript has a single exon. NCBI's taxonomy places the organism in Eukaryota, Viridiplantae, Streptophyta, Magnoliopsida, Poales, Poaceae.